AUGUCAACCUUUCUGCUAAGUUAUAUUUCACAGAAAAACUUCUAUUCAUUCCCUAUGCUUUUCUUCACUAUCUUUCCACUAUUCCUUUCACUUUUCUUCAUCAUCAAAUGGUAUUUCAACAAUUCUGUCACCACAAGAAACUCCCCACCUUCACCUCCAAGAUUACCUCUACUUGGUAAUCUGCAUCAAAUUGGCUUAUUCCCUCACCGAUCACUCCAAACUUUAGCUCACAAAUAUGGCCCUUUAAUGCUUCUUUAUCUUGGGAAGGUACCAGUGAUUAUAGUUUCUUCUGCUGAUGCAGCAAGUAAGGUAAUGAAAACUCAUGACUUGGUUUUCUCUGAUAGGCCACAACGUAAAAUCUUUGAUAUCAUGUUGUAUGGUUCGAAAGAUGUGGCAAGUUGUGCAUAUGGUGAGUAUUGGAGACAAGUAAGGAGUCUCAGUGUGUUACAUCUUCUGAGUAACAAAAGAGUUCAAUCUUAUCGUCGUGUAAGAGAAGAAGAAACUGCAAAAAUGAUGCAAAGUAUUCAAUAG
This is a messenger RNA of Trifolium pratense (red clover), 531 nucleotides long. RefSeq names its product cytochrome P450 736A117-like. Gene Ontology annotation, molecular function: monooxygenase activity; oxidoreductase activity, acting on paired donors, with incorporation or reduction of molecular oxygen; iron ion binding. The transcript has a single exon. The record is from RefSeq and is a predicted model, not a curated record. Lineage: Eukaryota; Viridiplantae; Streptophyta; Magnoliopsida; Fabales; Fabaceae. Bases 1 to 531 code for a protein of 176 amino acids.